ACGGUGCCGCAGCCGGCGUCGAGCGGGGCGCGGUGGCGCGCGGCCUGCCGGGAGCCGUAGUCUCCGGCGACUUCGGCGGGGAUGCGUGGCGUUGGCGGAAGCGCGCGCGGCUGGCUGCGGCUCUGCGGAGGCGGCCCGGGGCGCGGCGGGAGGCGAGCCAUGGCCGAGGCGGCCGCCCUGAUGGGCCAGAGGAUCGUCUGGGUGGACCUGGAGGUGGGGGUGAACUUCUUCCCCUUUCUCCUGACAGCCCCCCUCGCUCCGAAAGCCUCCCCCCAUCCCCCAUCAGUAGUGGAAGGUUAAACCUAAUUCCCACAAUCUUCCGCUGCCGGGCACCCACUGGCUUUGCUUCUCGGACCCUCAGAUGACCGGCCUCGACAUUGAAAAAGACCAGAUCCUGGAGAUGGCUUGCCUCAUCACAGAUUCAGGGCUGAACAUCCUGGCCGAAGGUCCUAACCUGAUCAUUAACCAGCCCGAUGAGUUGCUUGACGGCAUGUCAGACUGGUGCAAAGAGCAUCACGGGAAGUCCGGUCUUACCAAGGCAGUGAAAGAGAGCACGAUCUCCCUGCGCCAAGCAGAGUACGAGUUUCUGUCUUUCAUCCGGCAACAGACUCCACCAGGGCUCUGCCCUCUUGCAGGAAACUCUGUUCAUGCUGAUAAGAAGUUUCUGGACAAACACAUGCCGCAGUUCAUGAAGCAUCUCCAUUACCGGAUCAUCGACGUCAGCACCUUGAAGGAACUCUGCAGGCGCUGGUAUCCUGAGGACUACGAGAUUGCUCCCAAGAAGUCUGCUUCUCAUAGAGCCCUGGAUGACAUCCGGGAGAGCAUCAAAGAAUUGCAGUUCUACAGAAAUAACAUCUUUAAAAGGAAAACAGACGAAAAGAAAAGAAAACUGGUCGAAAAUGGGGAAAGUGAACAGUCUGUUAGUUGAUCCUGCAUCCCGAUCCUUUAGGAAAACCUCCAGAGCCCAGGGCAGUCUUCCUGCUGAAGAGAAGAAGAACCUUUCAGCUCCGUUGUUGUCUCAAGAGGGCGAUGUGACAGGAUCCCAGAUGGGACAGGCGUUCAAGGCCUGCCCCUGACUCUCGGUGGUUGUUCAGUUCAAAAGGACAGAAUACCUUCUUUCCUUGGAGAAUUGCUUUCAUUUGGCCCAAACCCCCUCAUUUGUUUCAGAAUUAAAAUCAACCUCACUGCAAAAUA
Molecule: messenger RNA, 1194 nt
Organism: Crotalus tigris (Tiger rattlesnake)
Lineage: Eukaryota; Metazoa; Chordata; Lepidosauria; Squamata; Viperidae
Gene: REXO2
Product: RNA exonuclease 2
Exons: 7
Coding region: 362-928 (188 amino acids)
Cellular component (GO): mitochondrion
Molecular function (GO): nucleic acid binding; 3'-5'-RNA exonuclease activity
Source: RefSeq, a predicted model, not a curated record